AGUGGAGAUUCUCUGGUUCUACAGCUGGAGUGUUUUUGGGGGGUUUGGUUCCACAUCUCUGGAGGAACAGGAUCAGCUGAUCUAUAGAAGAAUGAAUGCCGUCCUCUUCCAGGUCUCAUGAUCCUUGCGUCGACUUUCCAACCUGGCCAAAGUUUUUCAUCAUUUAGGAGAUUUCACAACGGUCAGUGUUACGCUGCUAAAAGUGGUUAGACGGAACGGAAGGCAUUUAAAAGAAUUUACUGACCUGCAAAAUUUGACAUUUGAAGCCAAAUCCAGGCAUGGAGGAAUCUCAUUACUGUUCAGACUGUGGGAAGAGUUUUACUCAACAGAGUACACUUCAACAACACCAGUGCGUUCACACAGGCGAGCAACUGUAUACCUGUUCAGACUGUGGGAGGAGUUUUACUACACUGUAUAAUCUCAAUACACAUCAGCGCAUUCACACAGGAGAGAAACCUUACGACUGCUCAGAGUGUGGGAAGAGUUUUAAUCAAAUGAGUCAUCUCAGAACACAUCAGCGCAUUCACACUGGAGCAAAACCUCAUUACUGCUCAGACUGUGGGAAGAGUUUUUCUCAAAGCAGCGAUCUCAAAAGACACCAGAGCAUUCACACAGGAGAGAAACCAUAUCACUGCUCACACUGUGGGAAGAGUUUUAUUUCACAGAGUUAUUUCAACACACACCAGCGCAUUCACACAGGAGAUAAACCAUACUACUGUUCAGAGUGUGGGAAGAAUUUUAUUUCACAGAGUUAUCUCAACACACACCAGCGUAUUCACACUGGACAAAAACCAUAUUACUGUUCAGACUGUGGGAAGAAUUUUACUCAACACAGUGCAUUAAAAAGACACCAGCGCAUUCACACCGGUGAGAAACCAUAUCACUGUUCAGACUGUGGGAAGAGUUUUACUACACAGAGUCAUCUCAAGCUACACCAGCGCACUCACACAGGAGAGAAACCGUAUCACUGCUCAGACUGUGGAUGGCAAUUUACUAGACCGACUGAUCUCACUGCACACCAGCGCAUUCACACUGGAGAGAAACCGUAUCACUGCUCAGACUGUGGGAAGAGUUUUACUCGACAGAGUCAUGUCAGAAUCCACCAGCGCAUUCACACAGGAGAUAAACCAUAUUACUGUUUAGCAUGUAAGAAAAAUUUCAGGUAUUCUUUUAUAUUAAAGAAACACAAGUGCACUAAAAGUAGUAAUGAAAAUAACCACCCCAGAUAAUACAAGGAACUUUGUUAUAGAGGGAAAAACAAUUUAUUAUUUUUUUUUAGUUUCUGAAGCAUAUUCAUACAAUAAAGUGGAAUAUUGCGUGGUGCACAUCAUGUCCAGCCAAAGGCCGAUACGUAGAGGAUUCCAUCCAACACAUAUUCUAAGGGGCAAUUGGAGACAAUCCCCUAAUACUCCAACUAUUUUUUUUUUGUUUUACAACUUUAUAUCAUGUCACUGAGUGGGUUAAGCUGUUCAUUUAAAAUACAGGACAAAAAUAAUAAAAUAAUAAAAAAUAAUACAAAUAUAUUGUUUCCCCUUUUUUAUAUAUACUUUGCAGUGUGUAACCAAUGUUAGACACUGCAUAUUUAGCCAUAUUUGUAGUGAAGGGUCUGAUUGGAGAUAACCACACCUUCAACACUCUUAAUUGCUUUAUACAUAUAUAGAUAUACACACUUUUACUGUUUACCUAAUAGAUUAGCUUUAUGAACGUUGUUCUCUUUCUAACUGUCACAAUGACACAUGGCUUUGUAGGUUAUUUGUUGGUGAUCACAUCAUCAGAACUCGACAACAAACUGUUAACUAAACAGUUGAUGUUGACAUAGGCAUAUUGAUAGAUUCCAUCCAGUUGCAUUAAAUCCUAUUGAUUUACAUGUCAUUUACCUAAAGGUAUAACUGCUUGGAUGGAGUCUCUGUCUGGAUUGCCUGUCUCUCUCUCUCUCUCUCUCUCUCUGGGUUGUGAAUGUAUUAACCUAUCGAGAUUUAAUUAUAGUAUGUGUUGACACGUUGAUGUACUUUUACUCUUUUCUAAUGUAUCUAUCUUUAAUAAUGUUCCUUUUAUAUAUCUGUAAUGCUGAAACAAUUUUUUCAGUAAACUUUAACAUUUUAAAUUCUAAUCUUAA
Messenger RNA from Astyanax mexicanus (Mexican tetra), 2116 nucleotides. RefSeq names its product gastrula zinc finger protein XlCGF7.1-like. Lineage: Eukaryota; Metazoa; Chordata; Actinopteri; Characiformes; Acestrorhamphidae. The transcript is spliced from 2 exons. The record is from RefSeq and is a predicted model, not a curated record. Gene Ontology annotation, cellular component: nucleus. Gene Ontology annotation, biological process: regulation of transcription by RNA polymerase II. The coding region runs from base 279 to 1229 and encodes 316 amino acids. Gene Ontology annotation, molecular function: RNA polymerase II cis-regulatory region sequence-specific DNA binding; DNA-binding transcription activator activity, RNA polymerase II-specific.